This is a messenger RNA of Vitrella brassicaformis, 2950 nucleotides long. The record is from the annotation of a GenBank genome assembly. NCBI's taxonomy places the organism in Eukaryota, Vitrellaceae.
AUGUACCAGAGGGGCGUCAGCGCCUCAGAUCUCGGUUGGCCAUUCAGUCGCCUCAAGACCGUGCAAGUGCUCAUCCCCGACCGCCCCUCGUGCCGCUCACUCCGCUCCCCCUGGCUGCUGCUGUGGCUGUCCACUAUCGUGGUCUUCUGCUUCGUCCAAGCACUGAUGGUCUACCGCUACUCGUGUAGUGGAUCUGCAAUCGACCUCAAACGACGAGUCGUCAACUGCUACCACAGAGCAAGACGUGGCGGCACCAGCCGAGCAGGAACAUCAGCAGCAGCUGCGGCUGACGGUGCGGCGGCGAACGACGCCAUGGCCCCGCUGUAUGGGUCGUUCCGAGGUGUCAAGGACCUGACCGAGAUCCCCGCCCUCUCCCGUCAGCGGGACAGCGGCACAUCAUCAUCAUCCCUUUCCCUUCCCCCCUGCCCCCCCGACCUCCCACAGCCCUUCUACCCCCUCCUGUACUCCCCCAACGUGAGCGAGCCGCCACUGCCGCCCCUCCCCGGCCGCUCCAAGAUCAACCGCAUGGACGCAUCCGACGAGAGGCGGCCACGGCGAGUCACAUGGACAGACUACUUCGACUAUCGGUAUGACUGUGGUGACCCGAGGCGGCCUCCCGGGCUGGCCAGCCAGCACCCGAGUGUGAGUGGCGGCAGCCUGGGCGGCCUGUCGAGUCCACACGCGUGGCGGUUCUACACGGUGGACGAGGAGCACCCCGUGUGGAUUCUCGAGUGGGGGCACUCCAUUGGCGGCUUUGGGGGCGACAGACAGUUUGGCUGUGACGUGCCCUGCAGGCUGACGCACGACAGGUGAGUGAUCUACAUGACACUGACACACGCAAUGGGGAUGUGGGGUCACAGUGGGACCAUGGACCAUGUGUGUGUGUGUGUGUGUAUGGCGCAGGAGUUGGGCGGAGAACGGCAAGGCUGACAUAGUGGUGUUUGGUCUUCAUCUCGAGAACGAGGUCGAAACCCUCCAAAAGUCGGGCAAGAAGAAACCGCACCAGGUGGGCCACUCUGCUCUUGCUCUGAUCGGGCCUGCACGUGCUGACGGCGUCCGUCACAUUUGUGUGCGUGCAUCUGUGUGUUACUCCUUCAUCAAUCAGUACUAUGCGGUGACGUCACUUGAGAGCGACGUCAACUACCCCUCACUCAAGGACAAAAACAACCUCAAGUGAGAGGGGAGGGAGGGCCGCGGAAACACACUCACUCAACGUAUGUGUCGUUUGUUUGUCUGUCCAUCUGAUAGGCGCUUCGACCUGAAGACGACGUAUCACCUUGACAGCGAUGUGCCGAGGAUAUACUUCGGGUACCGUGGCUACGACUGGAUGCUCCCGCCACGGGCAAAGCGGAAAGACAGACUCGUCAGCUUCGUCGCAUCUAACUGCACACCAAAGUGACCCACUCACUCACACAAACCCACACCCACACCCCGUGCCAUUGCCCACCUGGUGUCUGUCUGUCUGUCUGUGGUGUUUGCUCCUGAUGUCAUUCAUGUCAGGAACGGCCGUACGGACUUCGUCAUGUCGCUGUCGCGGUACAUCUCAGUGCAGUCGUUCGGUCACUGCCUGCGCAACGCCAACCCCAACGACGUGUUGGAGACGCCCAUCCACAACGACCGGUGGCACGAGAAGGUCGUCAUGCUACAGCACUUCAAGUUCAACGUCGCAUUCGAAAACUCUGACACACCCGACUACGUCACAGAGAAGUUCGGCCAGGUUAGGUUUGUGGUGUUGAGGCAGCUGGAGAGAGGGGAGGUGCACCGUGGAAAUCAAUGGUCCUGUGUGUGUGCAUCAGGCUCUGGUGGCUGGUACGGUGCCGAUUGUCAAGAGCCGUGCGAACAACUACGAGACGUUUGCGCCUCACCCGCACUCAUACAUCGUGGCCGAUGACUUUGAGUCACCGAAGGUGAAACAAACAUACAGUCAGGAAAAAAGUCCCCUACCUACCUAUCGUCCAUGAUAUGAUAUGAUAUGAUCACCGCGUUCCAUGUCUCUCUCCAUGCAUGCCGUGCAGGCCUUGGCCGAGUAUUUGUUGUACCUGAACGAUCACGACGAGGAAUACGACAAGUAUCUCGAGUGGAAGAGGGUAGGUCCAGCACGCCCCGCCACGCCACGCCACGCCAAGCCAAGUCACCUCAUCCCUCUCGCUCACUUAGUCAGUCAACUGUACUUCCUGUACGUUGCCUUUGUGGGUGGUGUCAUGUAGGUUGGCCCAAGCGAGUCGUUCCGUCGUCUGCUGGAGCUCAACAUCCCCGACAGCUCCUGUCACCUGUGCAGAUUCGCGGCCCUUGCACGGGACAUAGACGCGGGGUACGUCAACACUGACGCCAUACCGCCAGGCCAGACCAGCUAGCACCACGGGGGAGGGGAGGGGUGAGCGGAUGGGAGGGGUCCGGCGCGCUGCCGGUGUGCUGUUUCCACACACGCCUUGGUGAUCGUCGAGGCGAAUUUUGCCCGGAUGCAUCGCAUGGGCAGGCACAAUGCUGCCUGCCUGCCUGCCUGAUCGGGCCAUGUCUGUCCCUGUGUGUGACCUAGCUGUAGACAAUGAUCGAUGGCUGUCUGUCUGGUUAUCGAUUCACUAGUGAUUGGAUGGAAAGUAGUUUAGAGUGUGCCGACAGACAGAGAGAGAGAGAGAGAGAUGAGGGGUGAGUGGAGUCGCUCACUCGGCUUUCGAUAAUAAUGAUAAUGCUCCAGCUGUGGAUAGACAGGACAGGUAAGGUAAGGUAGGCCGUAGAGACCUUGUUUGUGCAUAUCCAUACACACGCACAACACAGGGAGGGAGCUAGAGCUGGCCGAGCCGAUCGCCUGUGUGUACAGACAGACACGGUGUGUCCGUGCCGUGCGUGAUUUCGACCCUCCAUGCCUUCUCACUCAUUGGCUGCUUCUCAGGUCAAUCUGAUGGCAUCUUCAAGCAAGAUUCAUGGCAUGAAUGAAUUGUCUGUCACGUCA